This is a messenger RNA of Lindgomyces ingoldianus, 225 nucleotides long. RefSeq lists its product as uncharacterized. The annotation marks the transcript as partial. The record is from RefSeq and is a predicted model, not a curated record. The transcript has a single exon. Lineage: Eukaryota; Fungi; Ascomycota; Dothideomycetes; Pleosporales; Lindgomycetaceae.
AGGUCUCUUUGCUAUAUACCUUACAGCAACAAUAAAGAGCUUGUUACCCUUAUUAAGGCUGUCUCUGCUAGUAGAGAAUCUAUAGCUCCUAUAGUAAUUGUUAAGGCCUUAAGUAUUAUUAAGAGGUGGUGCAUAGAGCUGCCAGAUAACUACCUAAUUAGCACUAGCAAUACUGCGUACAGUAACAAUCAACUGUCCUACAAUUUUAUCCAGCAUUUUAACUAG